Messenger RNA from Aureococcus anophagefferens, 2457 nucleotides. RefSeq lists its product as hypothetical. Bases 1 to 2457 code for a protein of 818 amino acids. Lineage: Eukaryota; Pelagophyceae; Pelagomonadales; Pelagomonadaceae. The transcript has 6 exons. The record is from RefSeq and is a predicted model, not a curated record. Gene Ontology annotation, cellular component: ciliary base; axoneme.
AUGGAGGACGAGUGGAUGGAGGCGCUGCACAGGUACGUGAGCGAGGGCCAGUGGAGCGAGGUGUCGCAUUUCGUGGACCGCAACGCCGUGCUCUUCGGCGGUAGCAGCACGGAGAAGGAGCACGGCGAGGGCGAGUACGCGCUCUACGUGCAGUUCCGGUCGCUCGUGGCCAAGGUUUUGGACUCGCUCCUGGAGGAGCUGGGCUGUCGGAGCGAGGCGGACGAGGCGCGGCUGGCGAUUUUUUUGCGGGAGACGGCGGAGUCGCCCGCGAGCGGCCCGCGCGAGGAGAUGGCGAAGCGCGUGUUGCAGGACCUGCUGGACAUCGACGACUUCGCGGCAUUCGCGCGGACGAUGCGGGCGCGGAACGACGAGUUGGAGACGGGCGAGGCCGUCGAGCUCGAGCGCCAGCUGUCGGCGGCGGCGGACGCCAAGGCCCGCGCGACGCCGGAGACGCCGCUCGGCGCCAAGCACUCGGUUUUCAGCGACAGCGACGCGGAUCUCACGCCCUUUGACGCGGUCUACGCGGGGCUGUCGGACGAGGGCUUCUUCACGGCGGCGUGCGAGCCGGUCCUCGAGUGCGACCGCGGCACCUUUUUGUGCAGCGGCGCGUGCGCUGAGGUGUCGAAGGCGAUCGCAUUUUUCGCGGACGCCUUCGAGACGGCGUCCGCCGUCGACGUGCGCGAGGACCGGGUCUGGGACGUGCUCGCCAACGGCGAGCUCGCGGUCGACUCUAAAACGAAAAAGUUCCGGCCGGCGGCCGAGGCGGCCGCGCGCGAUGAGCGGUGCCGCUGCGGCGGCGUGCCCGACGCGCACCGCCUCGUCUUCCUCGCGCGGCCCGCAAAGGGCGCGCUCUGCGUGGCGGCGCUCGCGUCGGGCGACGACACGAAGACACAGCAGGGCCUCGCGGCGUUGGUCAACGUCUUGACGUCCAAGGAGCCCGCGGAUCGGCGGCCCUACCAGGACUCGAAGUUGACCAAGCUCCUCGACGGCGGCUGGCUUGACUCUUUCGUCGUGCUCUGCGUCUUCGUCGGUCGCGAGACGGAUACCGCGGACGCCGCGACGCGCCUCAAGCACGCGAGCCGCCUCCGGCGGCUGUCGUCCGCGGGCCCCGCGGCCGCGGACGCCAUGUUCGAGAGCCUCAAGUCCCGGGCCAUGCGGACAAAGCACGAGGAGGAGACCGGCCGACUGAAGCGCGAGCAUAUCCGUCGACGAACGAUGGGCACUGCCGGAGCGAGCCCGCGGCGCGGCUACCUCUGCGACCGCGUCAAGGUGCCGAGCGCGCUGAGUUUGUGCGCCCUCUUCCUCACGGACGUGCCCCAGCUCCACGUCGCGCGCCACCCGGGCGCCUUCCGCGGCGGCGGCGCGCGCCUCGACGAGCUCUACCGGGACGCCGCGCGCGCGAAGCCGCGCUUCGAGGCGGCGCUCAAGGCCGUCGUCGCGGCGCUGCCCUUCGAGGUGCGCGGCGACACGGCGUUCCCGCCGUUCCUCAAGCGGACGCCCCGCGUCGUCGAGAAGGCGGUCUUCAAGGGCGACGACUUCGCCUGCUGCGGCGUCAACGACUUCGUGCGCGCGCGGGUCGUCGUCGGCCCGCUCCUGCGCCUCGUAGCGGUGCUGGACGUGAUUGGCGAGACCAACCAAUUCUUCGUCGAGAUCGGAUUCAACAGCGACUCGUUCGAGGGCGGAGCCGGGAGCAACACGUACGCGCUGUGGCGACGUGGGUGGCGGGGGCUGCUGUUCGAUAGCACGUUCGCGAACUCGUCCAUCAACCUCCAUCGUGCCUUUGUCACACCGGGGACCGUCGCCGCACUGCUGCGCCGCCACGGCGCGCCGCUCGAGCCGGACUACGUGAGCGUCGACAUCGACUCGGCGGAUGUGUGGGUGCUGCGCGCGCUGCUCUCGACGUUUCGCCCGCGCGUCGUGAGCGUCGAAUACAACUCAAACUUUGGCGACGGCGAGCGGAGCAGCCUCGCGUUCCCGGAUGCGGAGUGGAUGCCGCUCGGCGAGUCAGCCGGCGCGUGGCGCGGGUCGUGCUUCUACGGCUCGUCCGCCGCCGCGGUCGAGGCGGUCGCGCGCGAGUGCGGCUACGUGGUCGCGGGCGUCGUCGAGGGCCUCGACCUCGUGCUUGUGCGCGCGGCGCUCUGGCGGUGGCCGCCGAUCCCGCGCCACGCGCUCACGGCGCGCCUCGACACGUGGCCCGCGAUGGCGCGCGAGGACGCGGCCGCGCUCCUCGACUACGACGUGUUCGCGCGCGGCGGCUCGCUGUGCGAGGCGCGCCGCGCGGCGGCGGUCGCGCUGCGGAGAAUGGCGCGCGAGCCGCCACCGCGCUGCGCGUGCUUCAUGAAGGAUCUCGACUGCGUCGAGUGGACGCGCAACUGCUCGUGCUUUCGCGACCUCGCCGACUUGCCGAUCCCGGACUGCGCCCCGCCUGUAAUGAUGGUCAAAAAUGGUGGACGGUGA